AUGUGUAUAAUCGUAGAUGCUGUGAAACGGCAACCCUCAGAUAUACCAAUCGAAGAACAAAUAAGCAAUGCAAUGGGGGAAGUUGGACCAUCCAUAACACUCGCCAGCUUAUCAGAGGUUCUAGCAUUUGCUGUAGGAUCAUUUGUUUCUAUGCCAGCAUGCCGUGUUUUCUCGAUGAUUGCAGCUUUAGCGGUUCUGCUGGACUUCUUUCUACAAAUCACUGCUUUUGUGGCUUUGGUUACAUUAGACUUUGAGAGAGCCAAGGAUAACCGGGUUGACUGCUUCCCAUGCAUUAAGUUGAACCGACACUCAAUGGAGCAGAUUGAAGGAACUAGGCAGGAAACAGAUGGACUACUGACACGGUAUAUGAAGGAGGUUCACGCACCAUUUCUUGGACUAUGGGUAGUUAAAAUCUUGGUCAUUGCCAUAUUUGGUGCAUUUACCUUAGCAAGCAUUGCAUUGUGCAUCAGGAUUGAACCCGGUCUUGAGCAACAGAUUGCUCUUCCGCGGGACUCCUACCUUCAGGGUUAUUUCAGUAACAUUUCUGAGUACCUCAGAGUGGGACCACCAUUGUAUUUUGUUGUGAAAGACUACAAUUAUAGUUUGGAAUCGAAACAUACGAACCAGCUAUGCUCCAUUAGCAACUGUGAUUCAAAUUCCCUUUUAAAUGAGAUAUCUAGAGCAUCAUUGGUACCGAAAUCAAGCUACAUUGCCAAACCUGCUGCCUCAUGGCUUGAUGAUUUCCUUGUAUGGAUAUCACCUGAAGCUUUUAGUUGCUGUCGGAAAUUCACAAAUAAUUCAUAUUGUCCACCUGAUGAUCAGCCACCUUGCUGUUUCCCAGAUGAAGGACCGUGUGAGUUUGGUGGAGUGUGCAAAGACUGUACAACAUGUUUCCGCCACUUGGAUUUGGUUAAUGAUCGUCCAUCUACAGCACAGUUCAAAGAGAAGCUUCCCUGGUUUCUUGAUGCGCUGCCAUCAGCUGAUUGUGCAAAGGGUGGCCAUGGAGCUUACACCAAUAGUGUAGAUCUCAAUGGUUACAAGGGUGGUGUCAUACAAGCUUCUGAAUUCCGUACAUAUCAUACACCACUUAAUAGACAAGGUGACUAUGUUAAUGCAAUAAGAGCUGCAAGGGAGUUUUGCUCUAAAAUUUCUGCGUCUUUAAAGAUGGAUGUAUUUCCCUACUCAGUAUUUUAUAUCUUCUUUGAACAAUAUUUGGAUGUAUGGAAGAUAGCCCUGAUCAACAUUGCGAUAGCACUGGGUGCUGUUUUUGUUGUUUGUUUGGUCAUCACAUCAAGCGUGUGGAGUUCAGCAAUCAUAUUACUUGUUCUUCUCAUGAUAAUUCUGGACCUCUUGGGUGUAAUGGCGAUUCUGGGUAUUCAACUAAAUGCGGUGUCUGUUGUAAACCUGAUUAUGUCAAUAGGGAUUGCCGUGGAGUUUUGUGUGCAUAUAGCCCAUGCAUUCAUGGUAAGUUCAGGGGAUAGGAGUCAACGAGCAAGGACAGCAUUGUGCACCAUGGGGGCUUCUGUAUUCAGUGGAAUCACACUUACAAAAUUAGUUGGAGUUCUGGUCCUUUUCUUCUCAACAUCAGAAAUUUUUGUGGUGUAUUACUUUCAAAUGUAUCUGGCCUUGGUUAUCAUUGGCUUCUUGCAUGGUCUGGUGUUUCUACCAGUGGUAUUGAGCCUGUUUGGUCCUCCAUCAAGAUAUGCAGAUAUAAAGGAGUAG
This is a messenger RNA of Lathyrus sativus (Indian pea), 1722 nucleotides long. NCBI's taxonomy places the organism in Eukaryota, Viridiplantae, Streptophyta, Magnoliopsida, Fabales, Fabaceae. The record is from the annotation of a GenBank genome assembly.